ACCGUUUUAAGCAUCCAGAGCUGUGUGUGUGUGCACACACUUUGGAUGUUGCUCUAGUGGUCUGCAACACCUCUGCAGCAAUCGGACGUCAGUAGAGGUUGACGUUCCUGCCCCAUCGCACCUUGCUGGUUGUUCCGUCACACACGCGCAAGGUGCACACGCCGCACGCACAGGUUAUUCAGGGGAGACGGAGCCGUCCCGCCAACCCUCGGUGUAGGGAAGGGUCUGAACAGUUUUGGUGCCUACUGCAACCACCGAAAAUAGAGCGUCUUUAAUGACGGAUCGCCGUGCGUCAGUCGUGCACGAUUUGCAGUGUUACCGGAAGAGAAGCGUGUCUAGGCCGUCCAGGUUGUGUUCUACCCUGCCCCUCGUAACAGAUACGCGAUCCGGCGGUUGCAGAGAGACCACCACCAACCAAGAGUGUGUUUUUGAGUGUGGUUGCAAAUCGAGCUCUCGUACCUACAGUGUGUGUUGUUGUGAAUGUGGAGAAGACACCAUUAGAAGAAGAAGCAGAAAAGCCACGAUAUCCACUUGCGUAUGCGCGUUGUGUGCUCGUCUGUGUAUGUGUGAUUGCAUCGAAUGAGUCAGCUACAACUGCGCCGGACUGACUGACUAACAACCCGGAGUGGAGAGGGGUUGGUUUGCCUGACUCUCUCUCGCGCUCCCGAGGUCUCUGCAGCUUUCGGAACUACAGAGUGUGCGGCGGGGCCUCCUCGGUGUGUAUGUGUGUAAGGCCCCAUACUACCAGCUGUACUGAUAAGAAAGUCAUUCGCGGCUCGUUUCACCUCGUUUCGGAACGGCGAAACCGGAGCGCGGCAGGCAGUUGUGUGAAUCGGUGCCGUUGUGUUCGGCUCGCUGUGUUGUUCGUUCGCUGCAGCUUUUUUCCGCCCCGUUCCGCGGCAGCACAUCCGGCAGCGACGACCUGCAGCAGCAGCAGCAGCAGCAGCAGCAGCGCUGAAAGCAGUUGAUUGGUAUCGUCUUCCAUCACCAAACGUGUCUGCAGUGUUGCAGUGUCUGUGUGUGUAGAGUGUGUGCCGUUUUUACUCCCCAAGUUUGGCCAUGAGUGCCUCGAAAGAGUUCGAACGGAACGAGGCGAUUCGCAAAAGCAUACGGUUGAAGGCGCCGGUCCGGAUGGAGGUGGCAGGCACUGGUGCAACGACGACCACCACGAGCACCACCUCGACGACCACCACAUCACCAGCACCACCGCCGAUCACAUCGCCCACCGGGACAAGGCGGCCAGUGUCGCUGAUGACCUCGCCGUUGCCGUCGCCCCGCCUGGCCACGCUCGGCGUACGGGAGCGCAACCUACGCAACGAGCUGGACAGCGGCCCAACGCAACGCACCUCGUACCUGCAGCGGCCUACGCCCGCGGCGAAACCGGCCACCGCCCGGGUCGACAUACGUGACGGAUACUCGCUGAAGCUGAGUGACAUUACGCGAGCUCCCGCUGCUGCUCCUGCCGAGCCUAAGAUGGCGACCAAUGGGGGAGUAGCUGCGGAGCAGCCGAACGCCGAAUCGGUCGAUGUCCACUCGCUCUCGGUGCUGCAAACGCUGGAGCGCCAGAUCAACACGAUGGAGUUCGACGAGCGGAUGAAGCAGCGGCGCGAUCUGCUGCUCCAACCGCCGGGCUCCCCGGGCUCCCCGAUCAUGAGCUCCGCCUCGAUGGCCCGCCGCAAGGACCAGCGGCCCGUGCACUACGGUGAGCUGCCGAGUCUGCUCAACACCGGCAUCAGCGAUGUGGCCACCGGCAACGGGUUCGGCUAUCUGGACCGGGAGGACAGCGGCGCCAACGACGACAGCGAUGACGAGCUGGCCCACGCGCGGCAGAAUGCAUUCAAGCGCGGGGAGGAAGGUCGCAGCUCGACCGGCGGUGCUACCGGGUACAGCAUGAAACCGAAAGCGACCCGCAUCAUCAACCGUACCGUGUCGGACACGAAGAACGCAGAGGCGGCUGUUAAAACGAUACGGCUGAAGAAGCUCGCCCCGAAGCCACCGGUCGCCGUGGUGGGGAUGAAGCCUUCGACAGCGGCACCACCGCCCGCCUCCUCCUCCACGGCUGCCGCCGACAAAGGAAAGGGAGGGUUGGGUUUGGUGGUUGGACGCGGUGGAACCAGCGGCGGCACUGCAGCAACGGUUGUUGGGUCAUCCAGUGCAACUGGCAGCACAUCGACGACCGCCUCCUCCUCCUCUGGAAGCGGUGGCACGACAGCUGGCAGCGGCGGAGGGGUCACGGGGUCCAAACCGGCGGCAAUCACGACGGAGAAGAAGAUUAGUGCCGAGGUGCUGAAACAGUUCGCGGCCGCGCAGACACAGAAAGUGCAGGGCUCCCCAAAUAUGCAAAUGCGCGGUACGCCCGCCCGGUGGCGAUCGGGCGAGGAGCACAUCGGCAAGUACAAGCUGCUGAAGACGAUCGGCAAGGGCAACUUUGCGAAGGUGAAACUGGCGAAGCACGUCCCCACCAACAAGGAGGUCGCCAUCAAGAUCAUCGAUAAGACGCAGCUGAAUCCUUCCUCACUGCAGAAGCUAUACCGCGAGGUGCGGAUAAUGAAAAUGCUCGAUCAUCCGAACAUCGUGAAGCUGUUUCAGGUGAUCGAAACGGAAAAGACGCUCUACCUGGUGAUGGAGUACGCGUCCGGUGGCGAAGUGUUCGACUAUCUCGUCGCCCACGGCAAGAUGAAGGAGAAGGAGGCUCGCGCCAAGUUCCGACAGAUCGUGUCCGCCGUACAGUACUGCCAUCAGAAGCGAAUUAUACACAGAGAUUUGAAGGCGGAAAACCUGCUGCUCGACAGCGAGAUGAACAUCAAGAUAGCGGACUUUGGCUUCUCGAACGAGUUCACGCCCGGCUCGAAGCUGGACACGUUCUGCGGUUCGCCACCGUACGCAGCGCCCGAGCUGUUCCAGGGCCGCAAGUACGACGGGCCGGAGGUGGACGUGUGGUCGCUCGGCGUCAUCCUCUACACCCUGGUCAGCGGUUCGCUGCCGUUCGACGGUGCCACGCUGAAGGAGCUGCGCGAGCGCGUCCUGCGGGGCAAGUACCGCAUUCCCUUCUACAUGUCGACCGACUGCGAGGUCCUGCUGAAGAAGUUCCUCGUCCUCAACCCAUCGAAGCGCGCCAACCUCGAAACGAUCAUGAAGGACAAAUGGAUGAACAUGGGCUACGAGGACGAUGAGCUGAAGCCGUACGUCGAACCGUUGCCCGAUCUGAAAGAUCAGAAACGGAUAGGUAAGACGGGCAACCAAGCCGUCUUCAAACCUCGCCUAAAAGCGUUAGUCGCGAUGGGCUACAAUAGGCAAGAUAUUGAAGAUUCAUUGGCAAACACCAUGUACGAUGACGUAUUCGCCACUUAUCUACUGCUCGGGAGAAAAAGCACCGACUCCGAGUCGGACGGGUCCCGGUCCGGAUCGUCCCUGUCGUUACGUAACAUUGCCGGCAACGAGGGUGCCGCAGCCGGUAACUCCCAGGUGCAAAGCCCAACGCAUCGCGGCGUGCAUCGAAGCAUAUCCGCGUCCAGCACCAAACCGAGCCGGCGAGCUUCCAGCGGUGGCGAAACUCUGCAAAUCUUCCAACGCUUCAUUACAGGCGUCGGUCCAACGACGGCCGUGGCCGCGGCCGCAGCUGCCGCCGCCGUCGGUGCCGGUGGUGGCGGCGUGGGCGGCGGCGGUGGUGGUGGCGCUGUUGUCGGCAGCAUGGCAGCGGCGGGCGGUGGCGCCGGAACUGGCACGGUGGUGGGUGGCGGUACCGGCGGCGGUACGGCCAACGUCACCGGGAACAGUGUGCUCGCCGGUGCGACCAACAACCACAGUUCGGGCACGGGCGGUAGUGGCGGCGGUGCAUCUGAAAGAACAUCGAUAAGCAGUAAUUUCAAGCGUCAAAAUACAAUCGACUCGGCGACGAUCAAGGAAAACACGGCACGACUGGCCGCACAGAACCAGCGACCGGCUUCGAGCAUAACUAAACCGAUUACCUCGGUAGACAACUCAUCGAUCUCCAGCCCGGCGAAAGCGCGUACUACCAGCAGCAGUACGAGUACCAAGUACGAUCCGAGCAACGGCUCCCGGACAGUAGGCCCCAGUGCCGGCCUAAUGCCUAGACGGUCCACGACGCUGUACGAGAAAACGUCGUCCACAGAAAAGACAAACUCCACCACGGAUCCAACUAGCAACAGUUUCGUCGCACCAAUACCCGAAUUCAACCGUGGCAACUCAGCAUCGGCAGCUACUAGUGGUGCGGGUAGUGGCGGUGGUGGUGGUGGUGGCGGGGUAGCCAACAGUGGCAGCGCUAACACCACCGGCACGGGAACGACCGGGGUCACGACCGGUAGCACCGCGGGCGGUGGCGGCGGCGGCGGCGGCGGCACCACCACCACUGGCACUAUGGGCGGCAGCGGUAGUGUUAGUGUUGGCGGUGCCGGUAGCGUUACCGGUGGUGGCAACGGUGGUAGUAACAUUGGAGGAGGCGGCGGCGGCGGCGGUGGCGGCACCGGUAAGGGACAUGUCAAGAGUGCAUCCGUCUCCAGUCCCGGUCCGUCUGCCGACAGUACUACCAAUAGUGCCGCCACGAACGAUCCCCUCAGACAAAGCAUGGUGAAUCGCAAUAGUCUUACACCAGCCGUUAAUUCUUCCAGACAACCGGUUGCAUUUCCCAGGAAUGUUCCAUCGCGAUCGACUUUCCAUUCGGGACAAACCAGAGCCCGAAACAGCACGGUAUACGCCGGAACGGGCGGGAACGUCGGUGAUUCGCCACACUCUGGCAAGACUUUCUUGCAAAGACUUACUACCAGAUUUAGCAAACGGGACAAUUUGCGGCUGCCAUCCGAAAGGCCCAACGAUGGCCAAGCAAAUACUUCAACAAGUACAGCUAGUACGAACACGGAGGAACCGGUAAAGCCACGUGUACUGCGCUUCACCUGGUCGAUGAAGACAACCUCCCCCCGGCUGCCGGACGAAAUCAUGGCCGAAAUCCGGUCCGUGCUGGACAAGAACAAUUGUGAUUAUGAGCAGCGAGAACGAUUCGUGCUGCUGUGCGUACACGGCGACCCGAACACCGACUCGCUAGUGCAGUGGGAAAUUGAGGUCUGCAAGCUGCCCCGGCUAUCGCUGAAUGGUGUCCGGUUUAAGAGAAUAUCGGGCACCAGCAUCGGCUUCAAGAACAUUGCGUCGAAGAUCGCGUACGAUCUACGUCUGUGACUCGAUACAAAAUCGGAAGAGUAUCACUCGGUCGGGAGCGAUACGACCCAGGACGAUGGCGACGACGGUGGCGACGACGACGAUGGGACAGCUAGCGGUGGUGGUGGUGGUCUAACGGAAGCGGAAUCAGAAUCGGAACAGAAGCGCAGCAAUCAUCAUCAUCAUGCACGGAAAGAGGGGGGUAACGGCGGGGACGGCAGCGUGGAACCGGUGGACCCGUUCGUCCCGGGCGGCAGUGUCCGGAUGCGGUCGAAAACACCCUCGGCGGCAGGUGCCACCGGCGGUGGCAGCAAACGCUGGUCGCUGGUCGUGGUCGAUGGGCGUUCGUCGUUGCGACGCAAGGAGAAGGAAAGGAUCAGCAGCCACCAUCAGCAGUCGCUACCGCGCCAGCGAAAGGAAAAGAUGAAAGAGGAAGACACUGGGCCUACGACGACGACGACGCCAUCCCGAACCGAGACUGUUGCUACUACUUCCGGUAAUGAAGGAGGAGGAGAGGGAGAAGGCAGUGGUGAUGGGGGUGGUGGUGGUGGUGGUGGUGGUGGCAGCACCGGCACCGGAUGUCAACCCGCCGGCUACAACAGCCUCUUCGCCUCGCUGCUGCGUACCACCACGCUGUGAGCUGUAAAGAGAAGCUGAAACAAACAAACGCAAAACAACCACCACCAACCUACUACUACUGACUGUUAGUUAAAUCAAUUAUAGUUGUACACACACACACAGACACCACUUCACACCGACCUAUCUUUAUAACCUAACCUACCUACCAACCUACCUGCUGUUGGCGUGUACUGAGUACUGUGUGUCGGCAAAGCGCGCAACGACGCAGCAGAGAAUCACUGUUGCGCAUACGCAUACCGCGCAUACCGCACUGUUACGCACCAGGAUAAGAAAAUGCGCGUAGCAGCGCAGAAGAGGGACGCACAGGAGGAAGCGGAAAUUGCUGCUGGAAAACAAAACGCCCGGAAAACAUAAAACAUAAAAUUGCCUUCAUCCUCAGAGGCGCCCAGAUGCGAAGGGACAACCUUUUUGAAGAGAUAGAGAGAGACACUCACCCCUAGAAAGGCAACUACAGGCCACAACUAUCCCCCUCCCCUCCCUUCGUAAAAGUAAUUCACAGAAUUUAAGCAUAGAAAAAGUGAAGCAGAAGAAACAUGUGAACAAACUGAUAGUAUUCGCUGAUAAAAUAUCGUCGUAAAUUGUUACAUGUAGUAGGGGGUGGGGUACAGUGAGAUAGAAGGAAGACAUUGACAUUGGAUCUUACUACUACCACCGUUGUGUCUGGAAGAAGAGGGGUAAAGGUGGCGCCACACUUACUGUGCGUGCUGCGCUAUUUUAUUCGCGCGACUGUGUGUAGGCAAGCGUGUUCCGCGGGGUGUAUUGUGACCCUCCCCCUCGGCCGAAAAGACCGUGACUGAUUUUACUAGCCGACACUAGAGAGACACACACACAGACAUACACACAAAACGGAGAAUAAGGGAAGCGAAACAAACGCGCCUGUGUGUGUGCAGUACUGUUUAAGCAAAUCUUCUAUAACCCGACUCCCCUUUCUCAGCAUUUUAUAUAUCACGUGCCCGUUUUUUCUCGCGCAUGGUCUUUAGUAAUUAUUGCACUGCGAUAAAGCAUAGAAGAAGCAAGAGAAGAAAAAAAACACAAAAAAGAGGAUAAAAAAGAAGCACAUUUACAACAAUCACACAUAAACACACACACACCUUCCCGUUGCCGUUGUUGUUGUUAUUGAUGUUGUGUCGGUUCUUAGCCGGUCGCGCUUCCUAUAUUACAGCAAUCCUAGUAGCCGUAGCAACAGCAGCAGCAACAGCUGUGUGUGUGCCUCUGCGAACAAGCAACCACGUGGGUGAUGCGCUGUACGCAAAAGGAGGGCGCGCGCGCACACACACGUGCGCAAUGUAAAGUGUUGUGGACAGACCGCUGCCUCAUCCUGAGGGCAUUCAUUUGUGCGGACACAACAUAAAGUAAAGCUGGGUGGUGGUACCGUCAUAUAAAUAUUUCCUGUUUUCGAUCGGUAGCGAAAUGAUAUGAAAUUAUUAAGCUGAUGUGGGGUGGGCUUUGGUGUGAGAGGUUGAGAGUGACACACAAUUGUAUAGAGAAACGUUUAAUCUCGUUGCCUCAUUGUGUUGUGUUUGUGUACACACCUUUUGAACACACGCAUCAUAAACACAUUAUCCUAUCCCCUUUGCAUUCGCUCCGGUGUCCGGUGUUUUUUUCCACUGUGCUGUGCGUCAUGUCAUUUUCUUCCGAUACAAUUCCAGUAGUAUAGGAAGGAAGAGAGGGAGGGAGAAACUGAAGAAGAAAAAAACUUAAAAAAUGGUUUCUAUACUGCUACUAUAGGCCAUUCAGCGCUUUUAGUACGUCCCCUGUGCUGUCACCUGAAGAAUGUAGACACGUACCCUCAAGGCUCUCGGCAUAAAGUACGCGCCGCACCACACGCUUUAUUCUCUCCACCAUCAUCCCGUUUUAUAUAUUGUGUAUAAGGACAGAAAACCCUACUCCACCCUCCCUUCCUCCCUCCCGCUAAUUAUACAUAAUAUUACUAUUAUGCAAUAUAAAGUAAUAGCCGUUCGAUCGUGUGUUUGUAAUAAGUGUGUGUGUGUGUGCGUGUGGUGUAGAAGCUUAAACGUCGAGACAACAAAAAAACCCCUCGAUCCCCCUGAUAUCGACGAUCGUUUAACAGUCGCGAAGAGGAAAGGGGGAAGAAGAAAAUGAACAAAGGUUUAAAAACAAAACAGUAAAUCCACUAAACGAAACGAUACGGGGUGUGCACAUCCCCCUUUUCCUUCGUAUGUUCCCGUUUUCUUAUCCGAUCUGCUAGAGAUGUGCUUGCUGCUACCUACAUUUUGAGUGUGUAAGUUCGAGCAGAUGAUCGCUCGAUAUCCUGAAAGUGCAACAAUUAUUUAUUACGUUCGGGACAGGUGAACUAAAGCUGACACAAAAACACGGACGAGAAAGGAUUACAAAAGUAGUAGUAGUAGUAGUAAAACAAAAAAGGGUAAAAUGCUGCUGCUGCGGCGCCGUGUCGUGUCCACGUUUUGAUUGCACAGGAAAGGGAGGAAUAGUGGGGAGGGAAGGAGAGAGAUGAAAACAAAACAAUGAACAAACGUUUGAAGAAAGUUGAAAAAAAGAGAAACAAACGUUAAAGUGGUGUGUGGAUGAAGUACUACGUAGUAGAUCGCCUGGUGUGGCACCCGAAAGGAGAGCCGCAAUGAUGGCGCAUUAUGAAAAGGCUAAUUAAAUAUUAUUUCUAUUACGCAGAGCCGAGCACGCAUCGAGCAUGUGUGUGUGUGUGGGUGAGUGAAUGUGUGGGCGCGCACCCCCACAUAAACAAACGAGAAAUUGAAAGAAAGUAUAUAUUGCUAGUUAUUUGUUAGAGUAAAUUGAAGAAAGAGAGAGAGAGAGAGAAAAAAACAAGUACAGAGCAAAAUGAAGAUGGAAAAGAAGAAAAAAGAAAAAAAGAACAGAAAAGAAAACUAAGAAAAGAGAAGAAAAGAGAAGAAGCAAAUACAAGAAGGGAAAACAAUGCUAAGAGGAGAAAGUCAGAAGCAGUAAGUAAUAUUAAUACACAACUAUCGAUAAGAGCAACUUUACGAGCAUUAGGAGAGAAAGAGGAAGGAGAAGCAGCAGCAACAGCAGCAGCAGCAGAGAAUAACCAAAAUUUACCGCAUACACACACACACACACACACACACACAUCCAUACAAUUGUAAACACACUAAAAAAAAAAUGUGCGUACACUCACAACACCUACAUACAUACCAUGCGAACGUAAAGAACAGAUCGAUAAGCAUACAAGCAUAUUGAAAGGAAGAUGAAAAAAAGUUCAUUCAUAACACAAACGCAAACCUUCACUAGUACGUGCUCUGAGUAUAUAAUGAUAAGUAGUUACAUCCCCGUUGUUACAAGUGUAUGUCAGAAGAAGCCAACAUAUACAGCAUGCAAGUGAAAGCAGCAGGUACACACAAGAAAUCAUACAAGAGAAGAAAAGGAGGUUUUGUUCUUCCCCAUUUAGCUAGAGCAAGGGGCGAAGUGAACAUGUGGUGAAACACCCCUAGUAAGAGAGGAGAGAGCGUGCGCGUUGGUAGUAGUAGUACAUCGUUACUAGGAGACGAUCGCGCAUCGCAUCACGAUCAUCAACCAUCAUUAUCGUCAUCGUACACACUCCGGCUGCAUCAAAGCAAGCGCGUAUAACACAAUACUGUCUCUCCCCCUCAUGUGUUUUGUCCCAUCAAGGAGAAAGAAAAAAAAGAAGAAGGUAAAGCAUCCUCUCACACACAA
Messenger RNA from Anopheles gambiae (African malaria mosquito), 9477 nucleotides. RefSeq names its product MAP/microtubule affinity-regulating kinase 3. The transcript is spliced from 20 exons. Gene Ontology annotation, biological process: protein phosphorylation; intracellular signal transduction; microtubule cytoskeleton organization. The record is from RefSeq and is a predicted model, not a curated record. Gene Ontology annotation, molecular function: tau-protein kinase activity; ATP binding; protein serine/threonine kinase activity. Gene Ontology annotation, cellular component: cytoplasm. Bases 1060 to 5190 code for a protein of 1376 amino acids. Lineage: Eukaryota; Metazoa; Arthropoda; Insecta; Diptera; Culicidae.